UGUACUGAGGUGGGGGAUAGCUGCUAGGAAUCCGCCUGCAACUGUGGAGAACUCAGUAAUUGCUGGAGACAGGGAGAGCUGGGGGCUGGGCUGAGGUAUCCAUGUAUAAAUAGUGUGAUCUCAAAUUGAAAGGCAUAAAUAACAGCAGGAGUGAUCUAACCCUAUGCAGUUCAUCCUCGACGUGAAAAAAAGGGGGAGAAACAAUAAAAAGCUUCCAGGAGACGUGGAGAUCUCCUAGUGAAAAAGCAAGUGGAUCUCUGUGGAUAGGUGCUACAAGAUCACAGGGCAGCCAUGGAAGAACUUACAGCUUUUGUAUCUAAAUCCUUUGACCAAAAAAACAAGGAUAACAGUGGCAGUGGCAACAGCAAGAAGGAGAGCAUUACAUACAGGGAAGUUUUGGAGACGGGCUUGGCUCGGGCCAGGGAGCUAGGGAACUCUGAUACAAACCUCCAGGACAUUACAGAGAACAACAACCACUGCUCGCUGCAUCUCUACAAAGAGCACACAGACAUUGACAAAGACAAGCUGAAAGACUACAGCACGACCAGGAUUUCUGAGGGGAUCUACGAGUGUAAAGACAAGAGAGAAGACGUGAAAUCAGAGGAUGAAGACGGACAAACCAAGCUGAAACAGAGGAGAAGCAGAACUAAUUUUACAUUAGAGCAGUUAAAUGAACUUGAAAGACUGUUUGAUGAGACUCACUAUCCUGAUGCAUUCAUGAGAGAGGAGCUGAGCCAAAGGUUGGGACUUUCUGAAGCCAGGGUACAGGUAUGGUUCCAGAACCGAAGAGCAAAAUGUAGAAAACAAGAAAAUCAAAUGCAUAAAGGUGGGUAUGGUGUCAUUCUUGGAACAGCAAGUCAUUUAGAAACAUGUAGAGUCGCACCUUAUGUGAACAUGGGAGCACUGAGGAUGCCUUUCCAACAGGUCCAAGCUCAAUUACAGUUAGAAGGAGUAGCCCAUGCACACCCACAUCUUCACCCACACCUGGCUGCCCAUGCUCCUUAUCUAAUGUUUCCUCCUCCUCCCUUUGGACUUCCAAUUGCAUCACUGGCAGAAACAGCAUCUGCUGCAGCUGUGGUCGCAGCUGCUGCUAAAAGCAACAGCAAAAACUCUAGUAUUGCUGACUUGCGACUCAAAGCCAGAAAACAUGCAGAGGCUUUGGGGCUCUGACAAUUUUAGCAAUUGGUAAAACAGUGAACUGAAUUCCUGAUUCCCCUUUCUGCCAUUAUUUGACUCUUCAGAUGCCAAAUGUGUUGGUAAAAAUGCUUUGCAAUUGUAAAAGAAAAAAAAAUGAGCCUGUACCUGCUUCUCUAGAAGAUCAGCAAAGAAUAUGGAGGAUUCUAACUGAAAGACAAUUUGGUUUAGUACAUUAAGCUCAAAAUAAGCUUGAAUUACAUAUUGUGAUUUUUCUAUGACGUUUUGCAAACACAAUGAUUCUGAACCUCAAUGACAGAAGGAGAUAGAUAAGAAGUUAUUAACCUAGCCUUACACAAUUUGGAGAAACAUGAUAACAUUUGAAGCGGAAUGAACAACAGAGAAAAACUGAGAUUUUUUUUAUACCCUUGACAACAAAAAUGGACUUAAAAACUACACUAUUGGCUGCUUUCAAUUUUUCUUCUGCAUGUUUCUGGAAAAAAUAAUGGAAAAACCAUAUACAUACAGUAGAUCACUAUAUUGUAGAUAACAGAUCAUUGGGGCUGGUCUCCAUUAAAAUGGCAUCUAUUUGCUGCCAACGGUACUAUUUCACUGCCGAUAAUAUCUUUCUUUGUAGUUACAGUCUCCCAAACCUAUAAUGGAGUUGUGGAUAUGAAACAAAAGAAGACUCACCCUGCAAAAUGUGUAGCACCCUUUUGUCACAAAAGCAGGCAGCAAUAAUGUAUUUUUUCCAAUGUUCAUAUAUUGGAAAGGAAAAAUAAAUGCUAUACUACACCAUUUAUUGGUGCUUUCAGUAUUUGAAAAAAAAUAUUAAACAUUUUACCAUAGAGACAACAUAUUAUUUAAUAUUACUUAGCAUCAUGUGCUUUGUGCCAUUUACUUGUAAACAGUUACCAUGCCCAUAAUACAGACUUAGGUAGAUUUGGAAAUUCCAGAAAUGUUAAUUUAUUGGAAAAGGAAGAAGAUGGAAAUGUGUUGUCAGGAAAUAAUAUUGAUACAGAGUUAAUUCUAGUGAGAUGCAAUUAAGUGCAGUAAAGUGCAAUACUGUAAAUAUUAUAGAUUUAAAGAAUCAAAUCUUGAGAUGCUGAUAAGUACAUUUGCAUUCACCUGGGCCCAGUCUUUUGUGCUUUGCUUGGGUGAAGCAGUUCAGUUGCCAAAUGAGUGUAUUCCAUGGGAAUGGAUAAAAUAAUAUUGUCUUCUUCCUUGUAUGAAGAAAGCUGCCAUAGGUUUUAGUAGGUCAAUGUGCCAUAUUAUAAUGAUCUCAGCUAAAAGUCUGGCCAGGUGGUUUUAAUUUCUAUUUGCUAAUUUUUAAGUACAAAAUAAACAAAUAAGUGGUCAAGUCCAGAAUUAGAUCAUUUUUGGUAAAUGCUGGUUGUAGAACACAUUGCAAAAUAAGGAAUUCAUGUUAAUGCAAAUACCAAAGUGUUUGAUUUUUUUAUUUAAUUUUAAUAUGAAAUCAUCUGACUAAAUACUUUAAACACCAUUUUAUAAUCUGAUCAACACAAGAAAUAGCUUUUCUGUUUAGAAACAAAAAACUGACAAAAGCAUUUCCCCAUUUUUAGUUUGGCAUUUGUGUUUGGUAUAUACAGACAGGAAAAUCAAUCUGUUUCUUUGUAAAAAAUGUACGUGGAUGUUUUAUUUAUUAUUCUGUUUGAAAUUUUAUAAAUGUGUAAUAUUUUAAUUAUGUUGAGUGUAAAUUUUACAAUGCUUUGCAUUUAUUUUUAUAUUUUGGAAACCUGUUGCUUUUGCAAAAUGUUGCAGGCUUAUAGCCAAAUCUGCAAAUCUAGACUUUUUUUUGUCAUUGGCUAUACCCAUAUAAAUGUAGCCCUUUUGAUUUUAGCUGGAGACAUUGCUACCUGUGAUCAAUUAAUUACAUUAAUUUGAAUAAUGUAUAAUACAUUUUGGUAUGACUUGUUAGAUCUUUUCAUGCCAAAUAUUUAUUAGCAUCAUGUCAUCUAGUAUAAUUAGUGGGGCUGCAUAUAUACACAUUGUAUGUCUGGGUUAACAGACAUUUCAGGGAUCGUAGAUAGGAAGACUAAUAGCCUGUCCAAAGUCAACCAUUAUUAAAAUCUGUCAUAUUGCAUACUUUACAUUUUCUUAGCCAAACUUCCAUACCAGCAUGCUUCAACACAGAUUCACUAAACAUGUUACGUUCAGUUUGAGAGUGUAUUUUGGUAAAAAAACAUGGUAUGAAUGUUCAUCUCAUACAACAAGUGGAACAUUAAUAAAUGUAUUAAUAUUUGCAAUUA
Pseudophryne corroboree (corroboree frog) is the source of this 3404-nucleotide messenger RNA. RefSeq names its product short stature homeobox protein. Gene Ontology annotation, molecular function: sequence-specific double-stranded DNA binding; DNA-binding transcription factor activity, RNA polymerase II-specific. NCBI's taxonomy places the organism in Eukaryota, Metazoa, Chordata, Amphibia, Anura, Myobatrachidae. Gene Ontology annotation, cellular component: nucleus. Gene Ontology annotation, biological process: regulation of transcription by RNA polymerase II. Bases 292 to 1170 code for a protein of 292 amino acids. The record is from RefSeq and is a predicted model, not a curated record. The transcript is spliced from 5 exons.